Eleginops maclovinus (Patagonian blennie) is the source of this 2217-nucleotide messenger RNA. RefSeq names its product N-terminal EF-hand calcium binding protein 3 (gene necab3). NCBI's taxonomy places the organism in Eukaryota, Metazoa, Chordata, Actinopteri, Perciformes, Eleginopidae. Gene Ontology annotation, biological process: regulation of amyloid precursor protein biosynthetic process. Gene Ontology annotation, molecular function: calcium ion binding. The transcript is spliced from 13 exons. The record is from RefSeq and is a predicted model, not a curated record. The coding region runs from base 35 to 1255 and encodes 406 amino acids. Gene Ontology annotation, cellular component: Golgi cis cisterna; endoplasmic reticulum; cytoplasm.
AACACAAAGUUGCCGAGCAUCUCUGAGUGUCCGCAUGCACUGCAUUCACUUGAUUUCUGUCUCACCAGCAGCCUCCGUCUCCCGCAGACUACUAGCGUUACUUUACUUCAACCUUUACCCCGUAAACAAUUACAGCGGUCCCCCAGGUGUGUCUCGACGCAUUUCAAAGAUGUUGGCCUGUACGGAGAUGAUCACUAUGUGCCUGCAGUCCGCCAAACAGAAGCACCUCCGGGCUCAGCAGCAACAGCAGCCGCUGCACAGCACCGGACAAGGACUUACUAUCUUUCAUGAUAUUUUCCGCCGAGCAGACAAAAAUGAUGAUGGCAAGCUGUCCUUUGACGAGUUCAAUGCUUACUUCGCAGAUGGGAUCCUGACUACUGAGGAACUGCAGGAGCUUUUCUAUUCCAUAGAUGGCCGAAAAACUAGCAAUCUGGACACAGACAAGCUAUCAGAUUAUUUCUCUCAGCAUCUGGGGGAGUAUCUGAAUGUACUUUCAGCUCUUGAGAGCCUGAAUGUUUCCAUUCUAAAGGCUAUGGAUAAAACUAAAGAGGAGUACCUGGGUUCCAGUGUGUUGGGCCAGUUUGUCACCAGGUUCAUGCUAAGAGAGACAUCCAGUCAGCUUCUGUCUCUACAGAGGUCCCUGCAGUGUGCCAUGGAGGCUGUUGAAGAGCAGAGCAGCCCUGCACCGAGAGAGGUAAAGGCACCGGAGCUGACGGCAGUUCAGAGGAAUGGCCGGAGGUGUGGUCGCAGGAUCCAAAAUAACCUGUCCUUGUCCCCCUCAGAUCCCUGCUCCAACAUCUUGACCACUGGUGUGUGCAUGGAAGAUGGAGAAAACUGGUGCUCUCAAGUCAACAGGCUGCAGCUGCUGCUGGACAAACUGGAGUGUCAGGGUCCAAAGUUGGAGCCACUAAAAGAGGAUACGCUGGCCAGCACGUACAAAUCUAACAUCCUGCUUGUUCAGAGGCAAAUGUCGGUGCCCGAUGAAGAGCUUGAUAACUUCCAGAAAGUUCUGAAUAGCUACAUGGAUGCCACCGCAGCCCACUCUGACAACCUGCACGUGUCCGUUCAGAAGCUACCGGGGAAGCUGUGUUACAUAAUGUAUGAGUUCUGGCAGGACCGCAUCUCCUGGAUGAGCUACCUGCAGUCCAACAGCAGUAAAGAUUUCCAGCGCUGCGUCAUCGACAUGUUGGAGGAGGCUGAAGUAGUUUCCACCAUGUUGCUCCCAGCUUCCUGGUGGAUAAUGACUAACAACUAGAAAUUGGAUCCAGAAUGUCACAUCUCCUGCCUACACUGUCACACGGACAAAGCCACCCACACACACAUGCACACAUACAAAAACACUUACACACACACUCACAGAAGAAUUCAAGAGGCAUCCAUGUGUUUGAAAGCAACGGGAGACAGAGACAUUGGUGUCAUGCAGUAUUCUCCAGCAGCAUCUUUAAUGUUCCUCUGUCUGCGACUGCUCAUUAUUGUACCGCUUAUAUCAAUGCCGCCUAUAGCCAAUACAUGGACUUGAAAGUGACUGAUUCUCUGAAAUGCAACGUCCUUUUAUCCUCACAACCCUUUCCCUCUCUCGGCCGUGUCUCUCUUGCAAUGUUUGUCCUAUAUUAUGCAAGUGGAGAACAAGCAAAAAGACGCUAGUAUAGGCUACUAGAAUCCAAUUGAAAUGAAAAUGACCAUGCCAGUAGUGUUAUUGUGCUUUUGAUGACUUGUUUACCGUUGAAUACAAUUUAGUAAGAAGAAAAGGCAGGGGGAUGCAGGACGAAGGGUUGCUGCAGCCUGAACAUGCAUGCUGAUGAAAAAGCUUUCAGUAAUAGUUCCUUUAAAUAUAGGCUGUAUAUGCUGUAUGAAACUGUAGCACUGUUUAUCUUUCGUUUAGCUAUUUCUAAAAAGAUAUCCCUACCCUUACAUCUAUCUAUUGCUAGAUACACUAGUGCUCAGUUAAUAUCUCUACUGAGACGCAGUCUUUGUUUCAAAUGUAAAAAUAUCUCUAAAUGUGGGCAAGUAAGAUUUUGUGUGGAUUUUCCCUGGAUCAUUAAGUUAUUAAGAGACAUUUAUUAAAUGUUGUAUAUUGAUUUCAAACAUGGUUGAGAUUAUUGCAUCUGUACAUAUGGAACUUGCUUAUAUUAAUAUUUCUGUUGUGUUAUAAUUUAGUAAUGUACCCCACCUUGUAAACAGACGGAAAAUAAACUUUAAUAAAAUCAGUAAAACUAC